Fundulus heteroclitus (mummichog) is the source of this 4947-nucleotide messenger RNA. It is a transcript of the gene flii, whose product is annotated as FLII actin remodeling protein. Gene Ontology annotation, cellular component: nucleus; actin cytoskeleton; cytoplasm. NCBI's taxonomy places the organism in Eukaryota, Metazoa, Chordata, Actinopteri, Cyprinodontiformes, Fundulidae. The record is from RefSeq and is a predicted model, not a curated record. Bases 80 to 3889 code for a protein of 1269 amino acids. Gene Ontology annotation, biological process: actin filament severing; myofibril assembly; barbed-end actin filament capping. The transcript has 31 exons. Gene Ontology annotation, molecular function: actin filament binding; phosphatidylinositol-4,5-bisphosphate binding.
AGAACAGCUCCGACCCUCCUUCCUUCCUUCUCGGACCAAAAUAGUUGAGGGUGGAGGAGCUGACAUCAGCUAGUCAGAAAUGGCUGCCACCGGAGUCCUUCCCUUCAUCAGGGGGGUAGACCUCAGUGGAAACGACUUUAAAGGAGGAUACUUCCCCGAAGACGUCAAGUGCAUGAGCAGCCUGCGAUGGCUGAAGCUGAACAGGACGGGACUCUGUUACCUCCCAGAGGAGCUGGGCUCUCUCCAGAAGCUGGAGCAUCUUUCAGUCAGCCACAACAGUCUGACCACCUUACACGGAGACCUUUCCAGCCUACCAAACCUGCGGGCGGUGGUAGCCAGAGCCAACAGCCUGAAAAACUCUGGAGUACCUGAUGACAUCUUUCAGCUGGAGGACCUGUCUGUGCUGGAUCUGAGCUACAACCAGCUGACGGAGAUCCCCAGGGACCUGGAGAACAGCAGGAACAUGCUGGUGCUGAACCUGAGUCACAACGGCAUCGAGUCCAUCCCCAACCAGCUGUUCAUCAACCUCACGGACCUGCUGUACCUGGACCUGAGCGACAACAAGCUGGACAGCCUGCCGCCCCAGAUGAGGCGCCUGGUGCACCUGCAGACCCUCAUUCUGAACAACAACCCGCUGAUGCACGCACAGCUGCGGCAGCUGCCGGCCAUGGUGGCUUUACAGACGCUUCACCUGAGGAACACCCAGAGGACGCAGAGCAACAUGCCCACCAGCUUGGAGGGACUGACUAAUUUAGCAGACGUUGACCUGUCCUCCAACGACCUGACCCGGGUCCCAGAGUGCCUGUAUUCCCUGAGCAGUCUGAAGAGACUCAACCUGAGCAGCAACCAGAUCUCUGAACUCUCCCUGUGCAUCGACCAGUGGAACCAGCUGGAGACGCUGAACCUGAGUCGCAACCAGCUCACCUCGCUGCCUUCUGCGAUCUGCAAGCUGUCCAAGCUGAAGAAGCUGUAUUUAAAUUCCAACAAGCUGGACUUUGACGGGCUCCCUCCGGGUGUGAGCAAACUUGCCAACCUCACCGAGUUCAUGGCCGCCAACAACAACCUGGAGCUCAUCCCAGAGGGCCUCUGCAGGUGCGACAAACUGAAGAAGUUGGUGCUGAAUAAGAACCGGCUGGUAACGCUGCCUGAAACCAUCCACUUCUUGCCCAACUUGGAGAUCUUAGACGUGCGGGAGAACCCCAACUUGGUGAUGCCACCAAAGCCCGUGGACCGAUCAGCGGAGUGGUACAACAUCGACUUCUCCCUUCAGAACCAGCUGCGUCUGGCCGGAGCUUCUCCCGCGACCGUGGCAGCUGCAGGGGGAGGAGCCAGCCAUAGAGAUCACCUGGCGAGGAAGAUGAGGCUGAGGAGGAAGAAGGACAGCUCGCAGGACGAUCAGGCGAAGCAGGUCCUGAAAGGCAUGAGCGACGUUGCUCAGGAGAAGAAGAACAUGGAGGAAAACGGCGACUUGAAGUACGGAGACCUGAAAGUCCGCCGCUGGGACAAGAGCCUGGAGAAACCUCAGCUGAAUUACUCUGAGUUCUUCAUGGAGGACGUGGGACAGGUUCCAGGAGUGACGGUGUUCCAGAUAGAGAACUUUGUUCCCCUACAGGUAGAUGAGGCUUUCUAUGGCAAGUUCUACGAGGCCGACUGCUACAUCGUCCUCAAGACCUUCCUGGACGACAACGGAGCCUUAAACUGGCAGAUCUUCUACUGGAUCGGUCAGGAGGCGUCGCUGGACAAGAAAGCCGGCGCCGCCAUCCAUGCUGUCAACCUGAGGAACUUCUUAGGCGCAGAGUGCAGGACCAUUCGGGAGGAGAUGGGAGACGAGAGCGAGGAGUUCAGCGCCGUAUUUAGCAAUGAGAUCUCCUACAUCGAAGGAGGGACAGCCAGCGGGUUUUACACUGUGGAGGACACGAAUUAUACCGUCAGGUUGUACAGAGUCUACGGCAAGAAGAACAUCAAGCUGGAGUCUGUGCCGGUGAAGGGCUCCUCCCUCGACCCUCGCUUUGUGUUCUUGCUGGACACGGGGCUGGAAAUCUUCAUCUGGAGAGGAGCCAACGCUACCCUGGGCGGCACCACGAAGGCCAGGUUGUUUGCCGAGAAGAUCAAUAAGAACGAGCGGAAAGGGAAGGCGGAGAUAGCCACGCUGAUGCAGAACCAGGAGCCGCCUGAGUUCUGGGAGCCUCUGGGAGGACAGCCAGAGGAGAUCGUGAAGCACGUGCCGGAUGAUUUCUCCCCCGUCAGACCCAAGCUGUACAAAGUGGGCCUGGGCCUCGGCUACCUGGAGCUGCCUCAGAUCAACUACAAACUGUCUGUGGAGCAUAAAGAUCACAAGAUCAAGCUGGACACCCUACCUGAGCUCAGGCUGGUCCAGUCUCUGCUGGACACGAAAGGCGUGUACAUCCUGGACUGCUGGUCCGACGUCUUCAUCUGGAUCGGGAGGAAGUCUCCCCGGCUGGUCCGAGCUGCGGCCCUAAAGCUGGGCCAGGAGCUCUGCUCCAUGCUGCACAGACCCAAACACGCCAGCGUCACCCGCAACCUGGAGGGCACCGAGUGUCAGGUGUUUAAGUCCAAGUUUAAGAACUGGGACGAUGUUCUGAAGGUGGACUACACCAGAGCCGCUGAGACGGUGCAGCAAAACGACAACCUGCAAGGGAAGGUGAAGAAGGACGCAGAGCAGAAGGACCAGAUGAAGGCCGACCUCACGGCGCUGUUCCUCCCCCGGCAGCCGGCCAUGGCCCUGACCGAGGCCGAACAGCUGAUGGAGGAAUGGAACGAGGACCUGGACGGCAUGGAGGGGUUCGUCCUGGAGGGCAAGAAGUUCACGCGGCUUCCCGAGGAGGAGUUCGGACACUUCUUCACCCAGGACUGCUACGUCUUCCUCUGCAGAUACUGGGUUCCUGUGGAGUACGAGGACGACGAGGAGGAGAAGAAGGAAGGCGAGGCUGGUAGAGGAGGAGGAGGAGGCGGCAAGGGGGAGGAAGACGAGGAGGACAAACAGCCUGAGGAGGACUUCCAGUGUGUGGUGUACUUCUGGCAGGGCAGGCAGGCGUCCAACAUGGGCUGGCUCACCUUCACCUUCUCCCUGCAGAAGAAGUUCGAGAGUCUUUUCCCCGGAAAGCUCAAGGUCGUGCGCAUGACGCAGCAGCAGGAGAACCUCAAGUUCCUGUCGCACUUCAAAAGGAAGUUUAUCAUCCACAAAGGGAAGCGGAAACAGAACACGGACUCCGUGCAGCCGUCGCUUUACCACAUCCGCACCAACGGCAGCGCUCUCUGCACCAGGACCAUCCAGAUCGGCACAGACUCCUGCAACCUCAACUCGGAGUUCUGCUUCAUACUCAAGGUACCAUUCGAGAGCACCGACAACCAGGGCAUCGUGUACACCUGGGUGGGCAGAGCCGCCGACCCGGACGAGGCCAAGCUGGCCGAGGACAUCAUGAACACCAUGUUCGACGACACCUACAGCAAGCAGGUCAUUAACGAGGGGGAGGAGCCAGAGAACUUCUUCUGGGUUGGGAUUGGAUCUCAGAAAGCGUACGAUGAAGAUGCAGAGUACAUGAAACACGCGAGGCUCUUCAGGUGCUCAAACGAGAAGGGUUACUUCUCCGUGUCCGAGAAGUGUUCGGACUUCUGCCAGGACGACCUGGCCGACGACGACAUCAUGCUGCUGGAUAACGGCAUGGAGGUUUACAUGUGGGUCGGCACUCAGACCAGCCAGGUGGAGAUCAAGCUGAGCCUCAAAGCCUGUCAGGUCUACAUCCAGCACAUGCGCGCUAAGGACGCCGAACACCCGAGGAAGCUGCGCCUGGUGAGGAAGGGAAACGAGCCUCACUGCUUCACGCGCUGCUUCCACGCCUGGGGGCCUUUCAAAACUCCACCGUCAUAGGCCAAACACGCUCGCAACCCCUCAGCCUGCUGCCACGCGGGGCGUAUUUAAACCAGUAAUGAGGUUUUUGUGUCCUUCCCUCCAUCUCGCAGCCAAAACCAACCAAAAUCUCCUGGAGAUAGACGGACUGGACGCUUAAAAACCUGAGAACGAGGACAGAAAUAAUGCUAUUUUUUUCUAUGAACUUUAUUUACACAAGCUUGAAUAUUACUGUUAAAUAAGAGAAUUAUCUUUUAAAAUGUACAGAGGAUUUAUAAAAACUAAGGGAAGGUUUAUCUGCUUACAUAUCGUUCUAUUGUGCUGCUUUCAGGGGAGCAGGUGCCAUUCAGUCCGCUUAUCCAAGCAGUUUAGGGCACAUAUUUGUUUUUCUUUACAUCGUUGAGGGAUUAAAGCGAAAUUUGUUUUUUUUUUUCUGAGGAAUGUCAGCCUAGUACUUAUUACACAUUUUUAAGCCGUUUGUCUUCACUUUAAUGCACUCUUUGGAAAAACUGUUAAUUUUGUCACUUUUCUUGAUCCUAAACGCAAAACGAAUCUUUGCUGUGGGAGAUUCUGUUUGUUUCUCAUUGGUUUAUUUUCAUUUUGAAAGGAACUUUACAUGCAUUUGGCCAAAGACAUUUUCCCAAGGUCAGACAGCAAGAUUACGCUUUUCUUUUUCUUCUUGUUUCAAUGUGCAAUCAGUAGAGCCUGGGAGACGCUGAAGCUAAAUGACGUGACGUAUCCUUCUGCUGGAGGCUUCUCCGUAGAGCUAUUUACAGCAACCAGGUUUAGAUCUUUAGAAUCAUCACGUUUAUCUCUGUGAAAAGAGGGAACUCGAUUGAUUCUAGUUCAGAUGACUGUAGUGGGUCUUGAUCAUGUGACCUGUGCAGAGAGCAGGUAUUGGUCCAGGGAAGAGAUCAGUUGACUGCAAUAAGUCUCAUACUUCUUUAUAUUUUUACCUGGUGGUUUCUACGCCUGUUGAAGUGUGAGUCCCGCACACAUCUAAUACACGCACACGCUCCUGAUCCCACCUGCAGAUGCUUUAUUUAUGUAUUUUAUAUAAAAUAAAAACUUCCAUCACC